AUGGUGAAGAUUUUCUGGUCUCUCCUGCUCUUAAGUUUGCUUAGUGGACAACUCAACGCCAACCCUGGACUCAAAGUGAGGAUCACCCAGAAAGGGCUGGAAUAUGCCAAGGAAGUUGGGCUGGAAAUCCUGAAGCAGAAUAUGGAGAAAAAGCAUUUCCCUGAUUUGAGUGGCUAUGAGAAAUCCGGGCUUGGUAAUGUCAACUACAACAUCUCAAAGAUACACAUCACCGCUGUUGAAUUCCCCAGUGCUUCCAUCUCCCUCAUACCUCGAACUGGUAUAAAACUGGUGAUUGAAAAUGCUUCUCUAACCUUUAAUACAAACUGGAACAUAAGGACCUGGAUGUUUAAAGACAGUGGAAGAAGCACAGUGUACAUUUCGAAGGUGUUUGUUACUGCAGUCUUUUCAAUACCCCUGGAUAACACAGGCCAUACAUCUAUAUCACUUACCAGCUGCCGGACAACUUCUGGUGAUAUAGACAUCAAGUUGAAUGGAAAAAGUGGCUUCCUGCAUAACUUCUUUAUCAAGUAUCUGAAGAAACCUAUUCACAGGACCUUGGUCACUAACUCAUGUCCCAACAUCAGAUCUGGAAUCCAGUUGAUAGAUAAAGACCUGCAAUCACUGAGUGUCCUACUGCCUAUUGAUGAUUUGGCCGAAGUAGACUACUCCUUAAAUAGCUUGCCAGCAGUAUUCCGGCCAUUCAUUGACCUGGACUUAAAGGGUAUAGUCUACCCAGCUGGAAACUAUACUGAUCCUCCCUAUGUGAUGUCACCCUUCAACAUCCCAGACCAAAGAGACUCCAUGCUCUACCUCGCCUUCUCUGAGUAUUUCUUUCAGACCUCCUCAUUUGCUUACUACACCGCAGGUGCCUUCAACAUCACCAUUGCAGAGGAAACUUGCAGCCAUUUUAAUAUAAGCACAGAGAUAUUUGGCAGUGUCAUCCCUGAGGUAGCCAAAUAUUCAGUUACACCCUAUCCAGUGAUGCUGAAGCUAAUGGCUACUGAAGUACCUAUCAUUAGCUUAGAGCAGGAUUUCUUCACGGUAGAGAUUCGGGGCUCUAUGGAGGUGUUUGCUGUUCUACCAGACUCAACCACCCAGUCAUUGUUUACAAUGAACAUGACAGCCAACACCAGCAUUGCACUGAAUAUAUUUGACCAGAAAUUGAUGGGAUCGCUGUGCUUGAACAGGCUCCAGUUCUCGCUAGCCCAUUCCAAUGUUGGUUUUUUUGAGAUCUCACUUCUGGAAAAUAUCCUGUCUUAUAUUUUACAGACUGAAGUAAUUCCAUCAGCUAAUGCCAAACUGUCAAAAGGAUUACCUCUUCCCAAUCUGGCCAACGUUACCUUCACGAGACCUCAGAUCACAAUUGCACAGGGAUACAUGUUGAUCUCUACUGAUGUCCACUACAAACAUUAA
Messenger RNA from Colius striatus (speckled mousebird), 1413 nucleotides. RefSeq names its product BPI fold containing family C (gene BPIFC). NCBI's taxonomy places the organism in Eukaryota, Metazoa, Chordata, Aves, Coliiformes, Coliidae. The transcript is spliced from 15 exons. The coding region runs from base 1 to 1413 and encodes 470 amino acids. Gene Ontology annotation, molecular function: lipid binding. The record is from RefSeq and is a predicted model, not a curated record.